GUGAAGUGGGAGGGGUAUAGAGAAAGCUGGAACUAUGGUGUUGCAUUCGAAUUCUGAAGUAUUUAAACUGUCGUUACUACAGUAAGCUGGGAGGCGUAUAACGGCCAAGCUCCUGCAGGUCACAUAUGAAACAGAGUUAUCAAAACAUCAAAUUAUGCAGAAAAUCUCCAGGAGAAAUAGUAAUUCACCUAUUACAGGUAAAGAACUGAACUCUGUUUGUCCUGAUAAGAAGAAGAAAGAAAAGAAAGACAAUUUUGUUGAAAUAUUACCUCCAGAAAUCACUUUUAAAAUUUUUAGCCAACUUGACAUUCAGAGCUUAUGCCGGGCUGCAACAACAUGUAAGAGCUGGAAUCAAACAAUCAAGAAUUGUGACUAUUUAUGGAAACACCACUGUUUGACUGUUAGAGCUAUAUGUCAAAAAGAGAUAGAUCGUGAUCGAGGAAAUGGAUAUUCAUGGAGGGUAACACUACUGAGGAACUAUUGGAAAAGUAAGGUAAAGCAUGAAUGGCUGAGUGGCAGAUACAGCAACAUUUGCUCUCUCAUUAGCCUGCCAGAAAAAAACAUGUGCCCUAUGGAUGCAGAUACCUGGGGAGAAAUUCUAGAAGCAGAACUUGAAAGAUAAACUGAAAAAGCCAGAAAAGAUCUCAACUUCCAAGAACUGAAAGCAAACAUUAUGGUGCAAAUGCUGUGUACAUUUUAUUUACUCCUUCUUCAUCUUGUUUUAUUUGUGAACUUUUAAAAGAACAUUACAUGAAAUGUAAAUCUUUAUUUUGCACUUUAUCCCUUUUCCCAAAAAUUUUAAUUGAUAUUUUUAUUGUAAGAGUGAAAAUUCCAGUGAUGCUGUUAUAAAAAGACUUACUAAACUGUUGGAUUGAUUUCAAAAUUUGUAUAAAAUUGAUUUUAUAAAAUGCUGUGUAUUACUGUGAAGUAAUAGGAAUGGGAAAAAUAGGAGAGUUUGAAUAAAUUGUUGUUUCUAGUAUUUUAAAUGAAAAGUCAGUAUCUUCAAGAAAAGAAUUUGUUCAAGAUAGAGUACUCUCAAACUCUAUAACAUGAAAAAAAAAAGAUUUAAAGCACAAACAACUAUUUGGGAAAACAUCUCCAACUGUAAGCAAAGUUCCUUUUCUAACUAGAUGUGUUUAGGCAUUAGAAUAGCAAACAGAUAAAGUAUCAAAUAAAGAUACUAAAGCACUUAAAAGUAUUAUACCAGCCAUAAGAUAAUUUUCUUAUCCCAUAUUUGUACUUUGAAUGUGUUUCUACCUACAUGUGAAAUUUUUUCCAGUUUCUUUAGUUUUUUUACUCAUAUAUUAGUAUGCUAGUUUAUAUAAUCAUUUAUUAUUUAUACUCUUUGUUUUCCACUUCUAUUUCAAUAUUGUUAUAAUUGUUUCAUUUUACACAUGAGGAAAAUGAUGUUGAAAGAAAUGAGUGAUUUGACCAGGGUUUGAUAGGUAAGAAAAAUCAAAGUGGAGAUUCCAAAGGAAAGACAAGAAAGCAGAGCAUAUGUUUAGAAGACUAUUCUUUUUUUUCCUGACUCCAUUCCUGACUCUUUGGAUUUAUCUAUUUUUCCCUUCUCUCCCUCUCUCCACAACUACUCCAUUUUCUUCUCCCACUAAAAUUUAAGCUCUCAUGGGAUAACUACAUUUCCCCCCUUAUAUUUGUAUUUAUAUUCUUAGCACUUAGUACAAUGUCUGAUGGCCUGGUAAGUGCUUAAAAAUUAAUUACACCUCUGUGAAUCAUUAGUAGGCAGCCUAACAGUGGCACAAUGGACAGAGAAUUAGGACUUCAAAUUCAUCCUUAGAAAUUUAUUAGCUGUGUGACCCUUGAUAAAUCAUUUAAUUUCUACCUCAGCUUCCUCAACUAUAAAAUGUGGAUGAUAAUAGCACCUACCUCCCAGGGUUGUUGUGAGGAUCAAAUGAGAUAUUGUAAAAUGUUCAGUAUAUUGCCUGGUAUAUAGUAAACACUGCAUAAAUUCUUGUUUUGGCAGCAAGAUUAUUUUGAAGAAAAAAAUAAAAACCUAUCCAAUUACUGUUUAAUA
This is a messenger RNA of Antechinus flavipes (yellow-footed antechinus), 2032 nucleotides long. RefSeq names its product F-box protein 48 (gene FBXO48). The coding region runs from base 155 to 622 and encodes 155 amino acids. NCBI's taxonomy places the organism in Eukaryota, Metazoa, Chordata, Mammalia, Dasyuromorphia, Dasyuridae. Gene Ontology annotation, molecular function: protein binding. Gene Ontology annotation, biological process: SCF-dependent proteasomal ubiquitin-dependent protein catabolic process. The record is from RefSeq and is a predicted model, not a curated record. The transcript has 3 exons. Gene Ontology annotation, cellular component: SCF ubiquitin ligase complex.